GUAUACAAACAGCGGAUGUACAGUACAUACUCACGUCGAGCGGAACGAAAUGCGCCGGGCACGAGCGUAUUGAUUCGGCCGGAAUGACGUCACGGAACUUUCACUCGAUCCCUCCUCCUUUUGAAGCGUUUUUGAUGACAAAUGCACACUCCAAAGUGCUCAGCAGGAUUGGCUUACGCCUGUCGAUGACAGGAUCCAUUCAUUUUCACUCGAUCCGUAAAAGAGUUCCUCUAGUUUCUCCUUUUCAUUUUGAUUGCUGUCAUUAAAACCCGUUGCGGAAUGGCACCGUCAUACGGUUCGACAUCUUUUUUAGCCGCAAACGCCAGACCAGGUUGAAAAGGUGUUAUCGUAAAAAAAAAAAAAAGGAAAAGGUUGCCCCAACUCUUGUUUGUUUUAUCGUCAUCAAAAAGGCCACAGUCCUGAUAACGGUAAAAUCAACUUAUCUUUCUGCCUAGCCAUGCAAGAAAACGAACUGUGGCCAUCACUUAGGGCGGCAAGAAACAACAAAAUUCCUAAAGAAAAUUUAAAGUGAAACGAUGCAUCAGUCUAGAAGAGUUCUUAACGAGUUUCUAGAACACAGCUCAUUGCACCAAGGGUUGUUAGAGGAAAACAAAAACAGAAGACAAAAUAAAAUAAAAAAAACAAAAAAACAAAAAAAAACAAAACAAGUUGGGCAAGGCAACAACCACUGACGUACAGACAAGCAUUAGGACGAAGGUUGCCUGGUCCACCGGUGCAAAGGCAAAGUUUUGACACGCAAGCGCGAUGGGCACGUAACGAUGGGGGGUCGAAGUAGUUGCAAUGGCAGGGACAGUUGUUCAUUGUUUGUUGCCUGCAGUGCGUCAGUGGUCGGCUAACGCGACGCCAUCGUCUUGUUCUAUUGUGCCCAACUCUGUGCUGAGUAAGCAAACAGAAAACGCAAAGUGUGUGCGUUGUGUGUCAGUGCUCACUUCUGCGUGCCCGUUUGGUUGUGGAGUACAUCCAUUUGAGUGCCAACCUAUGCCAACAGUCUAGCAGACACAAAAUGGUUGAUGCUGUUGCCCAACAAACCGUGUAGCAAGAUCGAUCCUGCAGCGUUAGCUCCAAUCGUUGGAUGUUGUGUUUCUCUUCUUCUCGUGUAUACGUCCAUAUCUUACCCACUUCAACAGCACAAUCUGCUCCUGAAUUUAAAAAUAAAAAAAUCAAUCCAGGAAAACUUGCUUGCACUAGCUCAAUAGAAAACAAAAGUUCUAAAAGAGAGAGAAAAAGGGGAAAAAAAAAAAAGAAACAAAACAAACAUGACGAACACGGAAGAAACACUGGCUGAAGUAACGCUGGAGGAAGAAGUUCAGGCUUUGAACACGCAGCCUUCCGGGCGCGUGCCUCGACACAUAGACGACACGGCCGAUACGGUGCUAUCCGAGUUUCACGAGAGAGCCAUCAGCGAGUGCGCAAUCGGACGAUUCCACGGCAUAUUGCUGGCCGCCUGCGGAAUGGGAUUGGCAGCCGACACGGCCGAGCUCUUGGUGCUGGGUUUCGUUUUACCGAGUGCCGAGGUGGAUUUCUGCAUCAGUCAAACCGAAAAACGGAUUCUUGGCGUUGUGACGUACACGGGCCUUGCGACGGGCGCGCUAUUGUGGGGAUGCAUGGCGGAUCGGGUCGGACGGAGGAGAACACUUUUAACGGCCAUGACGCUGGCAGCAAUUUUCGACUUGAUGGCCGCUCUUAUGCCCACUUUUGGCACCUUCCUCACCGCCCGUCUACUCGGCGGAAUUGGACUGGGCGGUUCGCUGCCCAUACUCAUCGCUUACUUCAGUGAAUUCAUCCCGCGGCCGCAAAGAGUCAAGUUCUUGAGCGGGCUCCUCGCUUGCUGGGCCUUUGGAGGCAUUUAUGUCGCCCUCAUGGCUUGGGCCAUCCUGCCCAAAACAGGUGUGAUGGUGGUGCUGGAUGGGCAAGAACAUUUUAGCGCUUGGCACAUUUUCUUGAUUGUUUGCGCCAUUCCCACGCCGCUGGCCGUCAUUGGGCUACUGGCGCUGCCCGAGUCACCGCGCAUUCUACUGCAAAUUGGGCAUGAAAGCGAGGCACUCGUCAUUUACCAAAGAAUAUUUCAAAAGAAUCAUCCCAAGCUGACUGUGGAUGAAUACAAGGUCUCCGAAACAGAUCUGCCAUCGUCUCAGAAACACAAACUUAGGAGAGAAAAUAGCCAAGACAAGGACCAGGCUAGGCCUCAUCCGACGACCGUCAGACAGAAAUCUAUUCUUUCGGUUCUGUCCUACACGUUGGCCAAUUUUGGAUCGCUCAUCUCGAAAAUUUUUGCUGCUAAUCACAGACGAGCCACGCUUCCGCUCCUCGUCACUUGGAUUUUCGCUUCGUUUGGGUACUACGGACUGUCUCUUUGGUUCCCGGAAUAUGUAAAAUAUCUAAAGGGACAAGACUUUAAACUCAAAUCUUCGACGUUGACCAACGUUAGCUACGCGGACGUCCAAUUCAAUCAGUCAAUGGAGAACGUGAUCUACGUCAACGGUCGUUUCACCAACGUUCGUUUCGAAAACUUAAUCCUCAAUCACGUUGUUUUCGAUUCGUGCUACUUCGAUCGUGUUUCGUUCAUCAAAAUCAAAUCUAGCCGGUCCCUGUUCCGCAACUCCACUAUUUUAAAGUCAACCUUCGUCGACACGGAUUUCUUUCCCUAUCGCUUCGAGAGUUGCACCAUGGAGGGCACUACGUUUGACAGCAUGGAUGCGUUCUGUGCCCUCGACUUCGACUACAACAUUCAUCUGGGAGAAGUCUUCCUCGAACAUUUAAUAGGCGAGGUCGCACUCAUUCCUGGCCUUGUCUUGGCUGCCGUCCUCAUGGAUCGAUUUGGACGCUCCAGGCUUAUCAGUCUAUCCCUCCUAACGUGUAGUUUGUUAACACUUACGUUAGCGGCUGUUAAAUCUCCAGAGGCUGUCAUUGCAGUCGAAGCAGCCUUCAAUGCCGUUUUCGCUGUCGGAUUGGCUUCACUGACGGUGGCCUCUACAGAGACAUGCCCCACAUCUAUCAGAGCGACUGGUUGGGGAUUGAUAAACACCUUAAGCCGUGGCGCCGGACUUGCAGGACUCUUCGUCUACGAUUCAAUGCUCGAGUGCACGGUGCUGGCUUCUUGCUUCGUGACGUCCGGCGUGAUGUUGACGUCGGCCGUGGUCAGUCUUCUGAUCGUUGAAACGCGUCACACACUCCUUUAAUGCAAUUGAGAAGAAAACCGAUCUCACUCAUUCAAGUUCCUCUUCUCAUGGCUUGGACCCAGCCGAUCAGCACGUGCCAUCCUCAAAUCCAAAACUUACUGUUGAAAUGUCAAAUACGAUCAUGUGUUGACUCUCCUCAUUGCUCCCCUUAUACGUCUUUAGACCACUACAUUUGGAAUGUUGUUUUUUUCUCUCUCUCAAUUUAUGGGAAAUGUUUUUAUGUGCUGCUGUUGCCUCUUCUUUUUCGUUUUUUUUUCUCUUGUUUUUAGUGUAUAAUCAAGAUCGGUUUAAAGGUGCACCAGCUGCGCUCACUCUGGUUGGAUUUUACCAACAGCGUUGCUGGGCACGACUUCUUACGAAUCGUCCGCUGGAACGGUGACAAUUUGAAGCAGGAGGAAUUUUAUCAGAUGAAAAGGCUGACAUUUAAUUAAGCCAUGUUACGUUUUCCUCCUUAAGUUGAAACUCUUCAACAGCUCGUCUAAAACCAAAAGGUAAACGCCCUGGUCAGCAUGGACUGCUCAAUCCAAAAAGAGAAAAAUAGAAAACACGAUACCCGUGUAAAAAGAAUUAAACAAAAAUAAUAAUAACGAAAAAGGAUGACGUGUGACUCGUCAAAUGCUCGUUUCAUGUACCACAAUGAACAUUGAUAUGAAUAAAAAUUGGAAAAUUGAA
Molecule: messenger RNA, 3872 nt
Organism: Daphnia magna
Lineage: Eukaryota; Metazoa; Arthropoda; Branchiopoda; Diplostraca; Daphniidae
Product: synaptic vesicle glycoprotein 2A
Biological process (GO): transmembrane transport
Cellular component (GO): membrane
Molecular function (GO): transmembrane transporter activity
Source: RefSeq, a predicted model, not a curated record